Batrachochytrium dendrobatidis JAM81 is the source of this 1260-nucleotide messenger RNA. RefSeq lists its product as uncharacterized. Gene Ontology annotation, biological process: G protein-coupled receptor signaling pathway. The record is from RefSeq and is a predicted model, not a curated record. NCBI's taxonomy places the organism in Eukaryota, Fungi, Chytridiomycota, Chytridiomycetes, Rhizophydiales. The transcript has 7 exons. Gene Ontology annotation, cellular component: membrane. Bases 1 to 1197 code for a protein of 398 amino acids. Gene Ontology annotation, molecular function: G protein-coupled receptor activity.
AUGUAUCAGAGCGCAGAAUAUACUGAUCUGUCUAAAAGUAUGGCAUCAAUUGUGGAUCUUGAGUACAAUGCAACUAGUGAAUCACUUAGUAAAAAUGAUACAUACUUUUCAUUUCAAAUGCAACUUCCAUUUAAAUCUAUGGCCAUAGCAGUUUCCGUGAUCGGUGCAUUAUUUAGUUUGAUAUGCUCCAUACUACUCAAUCGUUUUAAAAAAGAACGUGUGUUUAGAGCUGCAAGUCGGACAUUCAUGAGCAUUCUCGUUUGGGGAACAUUGCUAAUGUGGAUUGGCAUGUUUUUAAAAGGGUUGUCAUCUUCCGCCACUGUAUUUACUUGUUACGGUAUAUAUUUUACUCAGUAUAUUGGAUUUUCAAUUGUAUUUGGUACACUCGUUGUAAAGUCGUUGCGUAUUGUUCAGUUUUCAAAAUCGUCGGAAAACCGACUACCCAGACUCAACGACUAUGUUCUUCUUCGAAGUCUUUGGGGAUAUAUUGCUGCAUGGGCUGUUUUAAUUGUAGCAGCGAUUAUGUGGCAAAAUUCUAUUCGCCCAAUAGGUUUGAAUAUCAAGGUUGAUUCAAACUCACAGUUGGAAUAUGCAACGUGUCAGGCAAAAUCCGCGGAGAUUAUAUGGGAUGGAUUUCAAGCAUUGUCCAUUGCACUCGGUGUAUUUGUUUCUCUUCAGUGCCGCGGGAUGCCAUCUGCAUAUAACGAGGGUACAUAUAUUUCAUUAACAAUUUACAACUGGGCAUUGACAUGGACUAUUGGAAAGUUGAUACGAAAACUGUGGAAACCAUCUCUCGACCCAGGACUCGAGUUAUUUUUAGAAAUCAUCGAGAGCUUUGGCUGUGUUUCAACUGUAUUGCUGAUGCUUUUUGCGCCAAAGGUUAUGCUGAUGUUACAGGGUGACAAGCCCAAGCUUCCACAUCACAAUGGCAACAAAAACAUGGACGAUUCUAAUCCAAAAGGACCAUAUCCCCAACACAUGCUUUCAGCUCAAAGGGGAGCGAUCAAAACAGUAUCGACGGACACAAUCUCACCAAUAUCGGAAAGCGGAUCAACACGAUCAUUGCUUUCAAGCUCAAAUGCAGACAAUUCCAGUUCAGUUAGCAUGGGGCUUGGAAAGAAAUCGGAUAUAAUUGUAGUAGUGGCAUCACAGCCAGUACAGGGAAAACAAGCACCUAUAUCUAAAACAAAAAUGUAAUAGAAUAUCAAUUGAGUAUAGCAAGAAACCUUUAUACAGAUUAAAUGGGUUUACAAGAAUUUG